Messenger RNA from Lolium perenne, 1437 nucleotides. RefSeq lists its product as uncharacterized. NCBI's taxonomy places the organism in Eukaryota, Viridiplantae, Streptophyta, Magnoliopsida, Poales, Poaceae. The record is from RefSeq and is a predicted model, not a curated record.
UUUAGAUCGAACGGGUCACGGCGCACACGCUACGGGUCUGUGGAGACCCCCACCUCUCACAAGCGGAAGCGAGGAGCGCGCGGCGACCGGAGGCGACGUCGGCGAUGGCUUCAAAACUCCGGCCAAUUCUGCACGCCGUCCGCGGAGGCUGCCGGGCGGGAAGUCCGCGACUGGCCUGCCGAGGAGCAAGUGCAAUCAGGAGUGCGGGAGCUAAGGUCAAGGAAGAGUGGCCUGGAGUAGUUCUCAAGGGGAGAACAGCCUAUGAGGGAUGGAAAAAUUCAGUAAAGACGGGCAAUGACUUUAUCACGCUAUGUCAAGAUACUGGGAAGCUGAUCGUGUUUGCAUCUGCUCCUUUUGUCAUAAUCAAAAUUGCCUACACUGAGCACAUCCGUACAGCUGAAAAUGCUGAUCCAGACUCUCGCUAUGAGAAGACACGAGCUACCACCCUGGCAUUCCUUCAGUAUAUGGAUCCAGGGUUGGCAGGGCUGACUGCAUUCGUUGCAAACGGAUUCAAGACACCUGAGCCUGAGACCAAGGAGGAGUACCUUGACAGUGAGACAGGAAAACAGAUAUUGGAUCACUUAACAGAUAUUGCCUCCAAGGUUGAUUCGCUUGGACAGGUGCCUUCUGGGGGUAAGCAGCAACAGGGUGCUAGGGGUGAUGCUCUGCAGGACAAGAUGACGGAGAAGGACUUGCAAGACAAGGACCUGCCCAUCACAGUUGGAGCUCUUGGAGGACACCCAACUGGAAAGGACAAGGCCGCCACCGGUGGACCUGCUGAAUUGCUGAACAAGGGCGCCGGCACUGGUGCUCCUGCAGAACUGGUGAACAAGGGCGCUGGCACUGAAGAGGCUGCUGAAGCGGUGGUGAACAAGGGUGCCAGCAGUGGUGCGCCUGCUGGGGUGGUGAACAAGGGUGCCAGCAGUGGUGCGCCUGCUGGGGUGGUGAACAAGGGCGCCAGCAGUGGUGCGCCUGCUGGGGUGGUGAACAAGGGCGCUGGCACUGGUGUGCCUGAAGUGGUGAGCGUAGGUGGACCUACUGAAGUGGAGAACGAGGUCACCAGCGCUGAUGUUCCUGUUGAGGCGAACAAGGAUGCGACUGAUCUGUAUGAAUGGAUCAGGCGGUGCAUGGGCUUAUGGUGAAGCCCCCUGGGGUGUGUAGGCAUCCCCAUGGGUGCGAACAAAGAGCUUUGAAUUCAUGGUCACUUAGUUUUUCCAAGAAAAAAACUAUGGUGUAGAGAUGGCCGUUUUCUUGGUACCGUGUGUUUACUGGAAGGGCAACCCAAAAUUUUGCUGUUAGUUGCUUCAGGCGGCAUCACCAUGUUGAUAGGUGUGGUGUCCCCUGUAACAUCUUGCUAACCGAGAAAUGUUGAUAGGUAUGGUGUAGAGAUUAAACCUUAUCUUGCUACUUGAGAGAUGAAGAUUUGAUCUUGAUGCA